Messenger RNA from Dicentrarchus labrax (European seabass), 6079 nucleotides. RefSeq names its product shootin 3 (gene shtn3). The coding region runs from base 226 to 2262 and encodes 678 amino acids. The transcript has 18 exons. NCBI's taxonomy places the organism in Eukaryota, Metazoa, Chordata, Actinopteri, Moronidae. The record is from RefSeq and is a predicted model, not a curated record.
GAGGAGGAGGAGGAGGAGGAGGAUCCUGUCCGCCGGCAGCAGCAGCACCCAGCUCCUCUCCAUCCCAUGUGUUUGGAAGAGAGAGAGAAAAGGAAUGGGCUCGGAUCCAGACAUGUGCUGCUAGAAUAGACCUCUGUGUGGCUUUAUUUUCUAUUUAAAUAACCGAUUCCGGUUAGAAAAAGACAGAGGUGGGAAUAUUUUAUCACUCUUUUUUUCCCCCUGAAAAUGCUUCCCUGCUCAUCAUCCGCGCAGAUGGAGGGAUGCGAGGAGGAGAGGGACGCACACAUGCAAACAGAGUGCAACAGACUGACGGAGGAGAGGGACGAGGCCGAGAGACAACUCAAACACAUCAAGAGAGUGUCUCAGAUGGUGAUUGAGGAGGUGAGCGUCUUGCAGACUCAGCUGGAGAUCGAGAAGUCGUGCCGGGAGAAUGCAGAGGCCCUGGCCACAAAGCUGAACUGCGAGAACAGGAAGUUGAAGUACCUGAGCCUGUCGUCUCGUCCGUGUCUGGACGAGCUGCUUCCCAGCAUCUCAGACUGCAUCGCACUGGAGGCUGAGUCGGACGCGGAUGCAGCAGACGGAAGCCCCGACACCUUCACACAGUACCAACAGCAGGUUAAAGAGCUGAGGGAGACGGUGAACACCUUAUUGGAGGAGAAGAAGAAUUUUGUGUGUCAGAUUCAUGAACAGCAGAGACGGAUAGAAGAGCUGACUUCACAGUCAGACAAAGAUCAGGCCGAGAUGAAGGAGCUCCGUGAAACUGUUGCACAACAAAGCAAAACCAUUAAGAGAUUCAACCGAGUCUCCAUGAUGGCGGCCCAGGAGUACGAUGGGAUGAAGGAUCAGCUCGACUUGGAGCAGAGCCUGAGAGUCAAAGCCGAGACUUACGCACACGAGAUGCUUGUGAAGCAGAAGGAGGCCAACAGGCAGAGUAUGCUGCUGCUGCAGAAUGCUGAGCCCAGCGUUCAGCUUCUGAAGGCUCUGGAGGACGUCGCGGCCAUCACCAAAACCCUGGAGGAGGAGCGUCUGCAGCAUCAGCAGAAGGUGGAGAGCCUGGAGGCACAGCUGGAGCAGAGCUGUGUGAAGAAGCAGCUGGAGGCUCUGCAGAGGCAGCUGGAGCUGCUGGAGGUGGAGAAGAAGGAGGUGGAGGGACGACUGGAGGAGUCAGAGAAGAAGAGCGAGGAGCUGGAGAACAGAGUCCACGAGCUCCAGGAGGAGACCCAGAAAAACAUCGCCAUGACGACCAGCACGGGACCCCCUCCCCCCGAACCUGGGGUCGCCCCGCCUCCCGCCCCUCCCCCACAGCCGCCUCCUCCCCCUCCUCCUCCCCCUCCACCUCCUCCUCCACCUCCCCCCUCGAGAUGCAACCCCCUCAGCUCUCUGAUAGCCAUAAUGAGGAAGUCGUCAAAAGGCUCUAAGGUGUCUGUGAAGUCAGAGCAGCCUCCAGCUGGUGAGGGAGUGGAUGACGUGAAGUCGAAGGCGGUGAACGAAAUGAUGGAAAGGAUCAAACACGGCGUCGUCCUGCGGCCUGUCAAGAGUCAGGAGAGCAAGAGAGGAGCCGUAAAAGGAAGCUUACUAAUUGGGAAGCCCUGCAGCACCAGUGUAGCAGCCUUUCAAUCAAUCCAGUCAGCAGGCAAACCGCCUCCAGUCUGUGAGGAGAAGCAGCAGGAGAGCGCCAUGGAAGAACUGAAAGGCAUCCUGGAGACGGUGAAGCGGAGCCCCAGCCGAGGGUCUCAGGAGUCGGGGCCGUCGCCGUCUGGGAAGAAGGACAGUGAGCUCGAGGUCAUCCUGAGACGCCGACGCAACAAGGCGGGAGAAGCUGGCUCCGGAGAUGAGCGGGAGGGCCAGAUGAGCCACGUCUCCUCCUUGGACAGCCUGAACGGGACACGCACCAGCAGCGACUCGGGCAAGGAUCCAGAAGGGCCGGGGGGGCUGAGCGUCCCCUCGGACUCUGCGGGCCCCAGGGUUAGCCCAGAGAGACGGGGGUCAGGACCGGGGCCUGUCGUGGCCAGGAGGAAGAGCUCCGACACGGGCAAAGAGCCCAGAGUGGGCUCCUGGCAGGAGAGGAGGUCCUGCAGCUCUCUGUCCGAGAAAGAAACAGCGGAGUCCCCGCUCAGCAACGGCUGCUUCAACAGUGUGGGGGAGGAUGAUCAAAAUGCGACUGAGAAGUGCGUCAAGUCAAACGGAGUCGAACGCGCCGGACCGGGAGAGGACGCACACGCCGCCGCCCCGGUCAAUGGCAGCACCGACGCCGAGUGCUAAGAUGGACUCCGGGGAUCCCGGGCUUGUUUCUGUAACCUGAUCCACGCAUUUAUUGGUUUAGGGUGCGAUCACACGUUUGCCUUUGUUGACUGUGUCAGAACCAGAGUGGAAAAGACUUUGUGGUACUUUUGUGUUUGUGUUUUUCAGAUUUACACUUAUCAUUUAAAGGACUAGUGUGCAGGAUUUAGUGGCAUCUAGUGGUGAAGGUGCAGAUUGCAACUAGUUGAAAUCAGAUGGAAUAGAUCCUCCUCAAUGUUACACACUGGACCUUUAACAAUGAAAGAAAACUCACAUGACGAACAUGUAGCGAGUUUUAGUCCAAGCGUGUCACCCUCAUGCUGUUGAAAAAGUGUAAGUCCAGAGUUUGAACAUGCUUGGUGAACGCACCCUAUCCUGUCAUUGUAGAAGCCCUACCUCCUCAAACAACCUGUAUCCGUCACUCAUGAGUAUUUGAGAAAUCUUGCCAGCCUAAACCAGCAUUAGUUCAUGAAGUUCAUGAAUUUGCUGGUUAAACUUAAAAUGGCCAUUAAUUUCUGCAUUUUAUUAUUAUAUUUAUAUAGUUAUCCAGUAUUCAUAUGACUGUGACUGCUUUCCUUCCUGUCUCAGAGUAGGUGAUUCAUUGGCCAGUAACGUAAACAUAGUCCAUUGUAGGGAUGGUACUGCAUUAAUAUGUUUAAUGCAGUGGUUCCCAACACGGGGCUCAGGAUGACUCACAGGCGAGAAGAAUAAAGACGGAUUAUUUCUGGGGGAUUUUUCAUACUUUUGUAAUCUUUAUUCUUAGUGUAUAGCUUUCUACCUUCAGGGGUCUAAAACUUACUCAAAUGAAACAGUCGAAAAGGGUAAACACCACUCUUAAAUUCUCUUUCUCUCUCUCUUCUUUCUUCCCACAUCAAAGCGACUCGUGAUCUUUUUAAGGGAUGAAAAACCUAAAGGUUACGGACCACCGGUUUAAUGUAACAUUGGCUAUUUUGAAUGCGUAAAGCGCCACAUCCAUUCUAUACUUUACUUGUCCCGGUUUUCCAGACUGUUAUCUCCACUGCAUCGACCAAAAACAUAAUCCACCAUAAUUGAAACCGAAACUGAAGAUGCAGUAAGCAAUGCAGCUGAAUGAUUUCACAUACAAAAUUUCCCCAAAUAACCAAUCCAGUGCAGUCGGUGUGGGGCUUUCUACAAUGACAUCCUCAAUGAUCCAACACCCAGAGCAUUUAUCAAUCUGCUGUACAUCCGUACUUCUCUUUGAAGGUUUCCGUGGAAACAAACCCGUGGAUCCAGGAGGACAGACUGACUGAACUGUACGAGGGAAGCUGCACCUUUUUGCACAGAACCUCAGUUUUCUUCAAACACUUCAACUUGUACAAUGACUGCAAAGCUUUAGGUUGAUGUUUUUUUUCUCUACUCGAUGCACAAAGGAUCUGUUCAAUAUCACUUUGUGUCAUCAGAAGGAAUGCACUGUACUGUUUAGAAUCCAGCUCUCCAACUUCUUCUGCUUCUCCUCCGACCCCUUUCUUCGUUACUGCUAGUGGUAGUUGGGGGUGCACAAUUGAUUGAUGUAUAUUCAUAAGUCUGCUAUUGGCUUCAUCAGUGGCAAUAUUGGAAUAUAUUUUACUUUAUUUAUGCUGCAGUAAAAUUUCAAAUGCAUGAAUAGUGUGAACCACUGAGGCAGAUAUUCACGGUUAGGGUUGGGACAAACUGCUCAACUGAAACAAACUGCAAUAGGACAGAAAUAUUGACAUUUUUGAUCAUCGGUUAAUUUGAAAGCAUCUGUAGUUUCCACCCUGUCAUCAUAGUAUUUAGAUAAAAAAUCUAAAGACUAGAUCCUGAACACUUUAGACUCACCAUAGAUUCUGCAACGAUCUUACACCAAGCAAUACCAAACUGUUAGAUGGUACAAACAUACUGAUGACGUAGCUUUUCUUAGAGCCUUAAAAAUGUGAUGUUUGGUGCUACAGGAAAGGUUGCACUGUUAUUCAAGUCCAGUGGGUUCAUCCUCUGGGGAUAUUUAGUUGGUGAAUAUCAAGGCAAGCUUAAAUCUUAAUAUUUAAUAUGUAAAAAUUGAAAGUUUAGCCUGUUGCUGGUGUAUAUGUGGCGAUCACAAACAGGCAGGACAAAUUUCAUAGCAAUCUGACCGGUAGUCAUUUGAUUAUUGAUUGAGUAUUACACCGCUUACCCUCAGAUCUCAUCGACAGCCGGACAAAAACACACACAGUAAUUUUGAUACAUCCGUAAGAAGUCCCAGCCCUAAUUGGCCCUUCCUAAGUCCCGCCCCCCUUUUUCUCUGUGCUCCAAUAACAAGAGAAAGUUGACCAAAGUUCUGACUGAGACUUGCUUAACUGUUAUUGGAGCACAGAGCAAAAAGGGGUGGGACUUAGGAAGAGGUAAUUCUGAUUAUUAUUAGACAAUAAAACACAUUGUAAGGUCGAUUUAAGUUGGCUUUCUGAGCAAACUGUAUCCACUCAUUAAGAGAUGUGGCUGAGAGCUCCAGUAUUCCUUUUUUUUUUGUUUUCCAAGGUCAAGAAUGAACCUUCAGCCCUGAUUGUGCACCCCUGUAGUAUCCAGGUAUUUAUCUCAAUCAUGAACUUCCUCUCUUUAGUCCAACCUCUUCCUGAGUCUAAAUGGAGGGAGGCUGAGUGCAAACACCCAGGAACAAUUUUUACAACCAGGGUAAAACAAAAAAAACGUCCAGAAAGCACUGAAUGUGGAAACACUCUUUUCCUUUCUUCCACUUUUGCUGCUGAGGCUCGUGUCCAGGUUUCAGCGUGUCGACUAUCAGUGCGUCGUAAGGCUUGUGAGGGUUUGUGGCGGAAAUCAGGCAAAUGUGGAAUAGAAAUAUGACUGAUACUUCAGGUUUAGAGGAACAGAACAAGAGGUUUCUCCAACAACAGCAAAGACAGUAGCACAGUUCCAACUAAAUCACAUCCAACCAAAAUGUUCUCAGGGUCCUCUGCAGGCGUUGACAGCAAAAUGUUUGGGAGAAGAACAGAAAGCCAUUUUUUUCUUUUUUAAACUCGUGGUUAAUAUGAGCAAGCUUUGGAGGAAUGAGGUGCUUGUGUACUUUGUCUACCUCUCCACAGACACCUGCCUUCAAACCUAUACGUCCUGAAUUACAUUUUGUGGUGUGAAACCUAAUGAGAUGCUGUCGUAGUCCCUCCACCAGAGAUGUCUUCCACACGCCUUCCUCCACUGAAUCAGAGUCCUGUGUGCACACAUUCUGAGACGCCCUCAUUGUUUCUGUACUCGGUCAACACGCUCACCAUCACAUCUCACCGUGCAUUCCUUGACUUUUUUUUUGUAGGGGCCUGCUGUCUAUAUAUAGCUUUCCUGACACGUGAUGCAACAUUGAGAACAAUUUUGAAGAGUAUGCAAUUACAUAAGGCACAUUUGUAUGAUGCUUUCACACCUUGUCACUCUUUCUUAAAACACAGAAUCACAUUUAAAAGUGCAUUUUGUUUCUGUCCAUUAAGUGUAUUUUAUUCUAAUGCAAAGGAGCAGAUGUUAAGGAGUUAAUAAACUGUUAGGCUGCACAUGAAACAACCUACCAGAGCCGUUAAGCCGCCACAGGCCUGAAUAUUAUGCAUAUCGAGGCCUUGCACAGGCCUUCAGACGGCUGUAGAGUCGGGGUUAUGUUUUAGGUCCUUGUACUGAUUGCAUAGUUGUUAACCAAGUGGCUACUUAACAAAAAGGAUUUACUGUAUCUGACAGAGUUUGGGUGAUAAUAGAUAUUGUGUGUGUUUGGGAUAUAAAUGGAGUGUUAAAAGGUUUUUUAAGACAUGGAUUUUCAUUUUAGCAUCACUUGAAAUAAAUUGCAAUUCAAACAAAA